UCAAAGAUUCAAAACAAUCACUCUCUGCCCCCACAGGGAUUAAGAAAGGAGAUAUGUAUGUUUUUCUUAUACAAAUAAUGAAAGCUGAAGAGUGAUAAAGACAGGAAGAAUCUCAUACUAAAAGAGAAGAGACAGAGAUACAUAAUAUCACUCACUUGCCUCUCUGGUCACGGUAGCAUAGCGGCGAGGUGACGUAACACCUCGUUCAGGUAAAAUGCAAGCAAAAUCUGACAUUAUUAUCAGAUCCGAAAGUUCCUUUAGUUACGUUCGAUUAACCCAUAUUGUGUACAAGUGUUUGACGUCAUAUUACGUCCUCGAUUUUUCUAUCAAGCGAGGGGCGUCGGGUCGCAGCGGUCCCGCCGAUUCGCAAAUGCAUCGCGCAUGCGUCGAAAUUGCGCCAAUUUCGCGGCGCAGCGUCCUCUGACGACACAGGUCCCAGUCUACUCGGUGCUCGGGGGAGGGAUGUCGCAUCGCGCGCGGUCGCUUUUCACGGAGGGGAAAUUCAAAAAAAUUAAAAUGCCAUAGUUCGAAAGUGUUGCACCGCGACUCAAAACUCACUGUUUCGAUGUAUUCGCGGCCGACUACGUUAAGACUAACUAGUGUUGUGUGUUUAGGUAAAGUUUCAGUGUUAAAUGUUUUUGAAUGCCUGGUUGCGUGGUUAUUUAUUUACUAAAUAAUGUUUCAAUAGUUGUAAAAUUUGUUCGUAUGUGCACGUAUGUUACAUGAUCGCGUACUGCAAUUACGUUUUGAUUGCGGUGUCCGCCGCGUUCUCAUUCAAGUGCCAGUAUAACCUUGACACGUUUUCCCGCGCUAGAACCCCAACCUUGUUUUCAGUUGCACUCUCUCUUGACAUUUACCGCAAAAGCAAGUCCUCUUUUGCUAAUCAGCGGGUUAUUUAUGAAAAUGUAAUGAGGUUGUAUAGUUGAAACACGCACCGGGUAGUUUAGAAAUGAUACAAGACAUUAAAAACUAUUUUAGAAUGUUAUUAGACUAAAGAUAGUUGAAUAUUUGUCGUCGUAUUAAUAUUUAAAUUGUUUAAAAUGAAACCCUUGUGACCGUGAUUGUGUGGAGCGAAGACGCGUCUUCAAAAUGAGAAUAUCUAAAGAAUUCAGCAAUAUAGCCUUAGGCCUCGGAAUAAUCGUCCUCACGUUCCUGCACCCCACAGACUGUGAUUUCGUCACCGACGCACCAAAGACCAAAGAAAUAUACGUAUACCAACGAGAUGGUCCAAAGGAUGUCCCGGAACCCGAAUUACUUCCAGUCCUCCACGGGAACGACACGAGAUGCCGAAUAUCCGAGUAUUUGUGUUCAAAUAAGAAAUGUAUACCGAUAAAUCGAUUUUGCGAUGGCACGAACGAUUGUGGUGACUCGUCAGAUGAACCGAGGCAUUGUACACGAUGCAAUAAAACUUACUACGGUGACAUCGGUAGGACGUACGAGUUGGAACUCCACCGCCCUCGGGAGGACCUGGUGCCGUACGUCUGUUUGCUGACCAUCACAGCGGCUGGCGGGAUCCAUGGAGAUUUAGUGCAGGUCCUUUUUGACAGUUUCACGCUCGGUCGCUUCACAUCGUUUACUGAAGAUGGCUGCCCAGACGGUUACAUGCAGAUUCAAGAAGCAAGCAGACCUCAAGUCGGCGGCUCCUGGUGUGGAACCUCCUGGGGACCAUCCAUCUAUUACAGCGAAACCAAAUCUAUAACGCUUAUCAUAAGAUUACUGCAUUUAUCAAAAGAACAGAAUAACUAUAACUUCGACUUCCGAAUGGCGUAUAAGGUUCUGAGAAGGGAAUAUGCUACUGUGCGAUACGGAGGGACCCCGCCUUCCGAACGGCCUUUCUUCAAACUAAGACCGCCGAUGCCUUAUCCCGUAAACAUAUCACGAAGCGAAGAUACGAGUCUGGCGAAGCCAACAAAAACUCCCGAGUAUUACCUUGGGGAUUUGAUCUCCGGAACUUAUUGCUCACGAAUAUUCAGCGACUGUGAUCGUAAAAACUGUAGGCUUCAGUCACCUAAUUUCCCAGGCGUUUACCCUCGAAACUUGACAUGUUACUACGCCGUACGGCAACACGAAGUGCCUCAAGGAAAACAUGCCCUGAUAGUUGUUAAACAGCCGAACGGCCAACUUGUUUCAAUUAGGAGCCAGAAGGCAUUGUACGCAGCACAACAAGAAAGGGGAAACAAUGGACGAGAACUGAAAUUUUGGCAACAAUGUGACGAAGUUCAAGACUAUGUGACGGUUUACGAUGGCUAUACGACGAGAGAUCCGGUUAUUUUGAGGUUCUGCGGUGGAGGCGUACCCGUACCAGAAGCUAUAUCAAGUGGACCUGAAUUGUUGGUGGAAUUUACAACGUCACCGUUUGGCACAUUUUUGCAGCCAGUAACAUCGCAAUCUUUACAUGGAUUUCAGCUGGAAGUUGAGGUCAGAUUUGUGGAUCAACAAUCCCCAACAUACGCUAAGAACAAAAGGGCUUGUGAGUUUUGGAUCCGAGGGACAGGCAGGGGGGUUUUGGAACACCCGCAACACUCCCUACCUCCAAACACCACAUGCCUUUAUCAUAUGCAGGGGAUAGACACCUCGGGGCCUUCGGGACGAAACAUUAUUUACAGGCGACCGUCGUUUUCUGCUCCGCGAUUCCGAGUGUGGUUUUCAGUAUUGAAAUUUUAUGUAACAAACGCUCUGAAUCCUAACUUACCCGAGGACGAGUACUGUGGAAGCCAUUUAAAUAUAUGGGAUGGCCCGAUGAGAAUAUCGCCCGGUUGCAGCGAUAUAUUUUGUGACAAAGAGCGAUCGGUGCAAAUGUCCCGAGCAACAUCACCGCAAUCAGUGAUUGUGGGUCGACCUCCAACAAAUGCUACUCUAGUAGCCCGCUUUUGCCGCGAGCGUGCCCCAAGGACCUGUGAACAUGCAUUGUUACGAAGAUCCAGAGCAUGUGCGAAAACUGAGAGCUUCUUAUCCAAAGGAGAUUCCUUGACUUUAGAACUGAAAUUGACGCAGGGGACCGCAUUGAAACCUGUUUACUUCAAAGCUCUAUACGAGUUUGUGGAUCUUCACCAAGACGGCGAACCCUGGGGCCGAGGGCUGUGUUCCAGGCGAUUUGCUUCGCGAUCAUUUCCGGAGGCUCCGCCCGAUCCACCAAUAACGUUUUCAUCGCCUCGAGACGUCUUUCUUUAUGGAAGGGGAGGAAAUCGAAACAUCAGUUGCACCUACCGUUUUGAAGCAAAUCCCGGUGAAGUUAUCCGGCUACGCGUGUGGGGUGUUCGAAGUGGUGGUCGGCUGUGUCGGUCUGUCCACUCCGCUCACUCUCCAUGGUACCGGUGCGCUGGUGACAUCACAGCUGCCGUCAGGGUCUUUGACAAACCCUGGAGGGAUGGUGGCUCGAGGAUACCGAGGGACUGUUUGUGCAGUGAUGUCGGGGACUACGAAUUCACGUCGCUCGCUACAGUCGCCGAACUUCGUUUCGACGUGGUCAACAUGUCGGCUUCCGACGACUUUAGAUCUUUCGGCUUCGAAGCCUCCGUGGAGUUCGUGAGAUUAGAUGCGGGCUGCGAAACUUCUCAUAAAGUUUAUGGAGCCAGUGGAGAGAUGCGGCUUUCAUCGUCGAAUCCCAUGUCGGAAUCGGAGCGUUGUGAACGACGUCCCUGGCUGAUUGAUCCAUCUCCAGGCCGUUACCUGUACCUCCAAAUCCGGGGCAGCAUCAUCAGAGAACCAGAGCUGGACAACUUUACACUCCUCAAUAACAUCACUGUUGCUCCAGACAUGAGGCAUCUAUGUAGGACACCUAACCGAAUAGCGGUGUACACUGGUGGACUUUCGCCAACGUUCAUUUGUCCUGAACCACCUGAAGAACAGAUCGAAGACAUGGUAGAAGUAUUCUCAGAUGGUUGGGCUAGAGAGGUAGAUCCUCUUGCAAAGCAUGUGUUCGCGUCGCCUUCUGCAUCAGACCACUUCGACUUGGACUGGCCGAGGGCUUUAAGUGUGGAGCUUGUUGCUGUAGAACCUGCUUCCUACUUCGUUACUUGGUUGGAACUUUCUCGAAGACACGCGGGCUCGCACGGCGGCGUGUUCGCGCUGUCGGGCGAGUGCGCGUACCGCUGCGAGUCGCUGGACGCGUGCAUCGCGCCGGCGCUGUGGUGCGACGGCGUGGCGCACUGCCCGCGCGCCGACGACGAGCGCCUCGCGCACUGCUCCGCGCUGCUCAGGAUACCCGCGCACUACGCGCUCGCAUUCAUAGCGUUCUUCACCUUCACCACCUUCAUUGUGAUAACCUUAUGGCGCUCGUGCAGACGGCGCCAGUCCGCUCUUCAACAGCGAUUGAAGAGCCUCUCCUCAGACACCGCCAUCUUUGACGAAAAAGAAGUGAUUUGCUGACAAAGCGAGGACUCUGUACGAUAUGUGGAAAUAGACCGUGUCACCACGGUUUGACCACUCUCUCGCACAGAGUCCUGUAUGCUUUAUACUCGUUUCAAGACGGUGGCACAGCCACUCCCAUGGUUAGCCAUGUAGCAAGGUACGCUUGACCGAUUCCUCUAAGUAGUGGGUCAAUUGUUGGUUGAUUGAGGGUAUAGAAUAUUGAAGUUUAAAAUUUUGUGACGGAAUACAAAAUUGUUGAGAGUCCUCAUAGCAAAUUGUACGAUAAACAAUCGAGAGUGAUGAUAAUGAGAAUAUUGUAAAUAAUUGUGAUUAUUUGUAAAGUAGGUAACGUUAGUGCGAAUAUAAAUUUUUGGACCAAGUGCUGUCGAUCGGUGGCCAAUACUUGGUUGAAGACCCUAACAGAACAAGGGACUGAUAUAGUUGAAAUAUUCGGAGUUGUAAGUGCAGGAUAAAGUAAAUCCACACGUAUGGUGAUCAGUCAAGCUGGGCUUCCAAUUCGUGAAAUGAAAUUGAAAGAAAAUACUAUUUAAAAUAACAUUUAGUUAAAUGAUUUUGUAAUUAAUGUUGAACACAUUAUUUACCUUUUGACCGCCAUUACCUUAGCGCCAAUGAAAAUAUGCCCGAUCUGUAUCGUUCACGAUAUGGUCGUAGCUACUUGACAGAUUUGUGACACUUAUAUUUUUCAUAAAGCAUAUUAUGGCCGUGGCUGUCAAGAAGUUGAAAACAAAUUAAAAGGAAACCGUAGUUAUAAUUCAUUUUUUCUGUAAUUAUUACGAGGUUGUAAAGAGAAGUGUUUUAAUAAAAAAAGACGGAAAUAAAGAGAAGCCCAAAAAGCCCAAUGUGUUCAGUAAAUGUUGCUAAGGAGCCCAAAAACGCACAAUGUAUGAUUGGCCGAUCGGAAAAGCACAAUUUGAGUUACGAAUCGAUUGGCAUGAUGUAAAUAUGUAGUUUCUUUCAAGGUUUGUUAAUCGUUGCAUAGGUAUAUUGGUGAUCUGCGGUAGAAUGACGCAUGAAGUGUUAGGUAACAAGUGUGUGUGGCUGAAUAAUACUUAGAUACGUAGAUAAUGCGUCAAGUGAAAACAAUUCGUGCGAGUUUCACUUUCGAGUUAAAGAAUCGUAUUAAAUAAAUUCGUGGCAAUAAUUUCUAAUGUUUUAAAUUGACGAAAUCGAAUAAACGUUGACCUGUGUUCUUAAUGUUACUCUAAAUUCGUAUACGUGAUAUGAAACUGCCAUUUUUGUAAGAAUAUUCAUGUUCAAUUAACGAAAUUAGUGAAAUGUUAUAAUAUAAUAUUUCUUUGGGUGUUUCUUCGAUUUUUUAUUUAAUUUUUGACCAUAUUUGGCACUCUCGUUGAGUUUGACAAGAUGUCUUUCGACAUACAAUAAACAUAGAAAUUCAAGCUUUAUUAUAAAGGAGAUUAUCUAUAAAAUAUUCCUAUUAAAACAUUGAAGAAUUUUCAUAUUGUAGGAACAUCAAAAUUAUGGUAUAUUCUAAUCGAAUAUUAUGCGAUGUAAAUAAAAAACUAUUCAUAUCUUAGCAAUGUAUUGAAGUGAUAUAAUAUGUUUGUUUCCCAAGGAAAUUAUUAAAGUUUAUUAUAUCGCGUUAACUAUUAGUGAAAUUCUAGGUAAUAAUUUGAUCAGUAAGGCAACAACAGUGGUUAUAUUUAUAUUUAUUGCGAGUUACAAAGCGAAAAUUAUUUCGCAUAAAAAUAGAAUUUUAUUUAUGAAGUUUUUAUUGGAUCACCAAAAAGUUUUUAAUUCUAGCCUUAUUUAAGCAAUUAAUAGUUUAUAUGGCAACAUUUUAACCGUCAAAUUCCGCGCCUUUUUGUUGAAUGCGCCAUAGACAUGCUAUUUUAACAACUUAGAAAAAUAUUGCUGUCAAUAAAAUUGUUUUUAUUAAACGUUUAAUAAUUUAUAUUUAGAUAAUUAUAAUGUUAAGGUUUACUAGUCAAAAUGGAGUAGAACGUUUGUAUCGUCUUCCAUAAAUGUAUGAGAAUCUCCGGUUUUCGUUUCCUCCAAUGCGUUGCGCCAUAUCAGGUACUCAGGUAUGAUUAUAAUUGAUACGGAUACUAAUUAAACAGAAUCAGGUGUUAUCCUGGAAGACAAUAAUGAUGGAUAAUAGCUGUAAUAAGCAGACAGUGUAGCCGAUGUAACUUGGCUGUUCGAAAAGAGACAAAAGAUUGUAAGAGCGAGAUCAAAGUAUAUGAAAACGUGGUAUAAGACAGAGAUGGCGAUAUUUUGUAGCUCUUUCCCAACGUGUCAAGUUGCAUCGGCCGUAUUGUACAUAAUUUCACGUUCAAACAAUGAUUACGAAGAGUUAUGAUGAUAAUAAGAAGUUUUUAAAAAUAAAAGUAUUUACUGCA
Messenger RNA from Trichoplusia ni (cabbage looper), 6731 nucleotides. RefSeq lists its product as uncharacterized. The record is from RefSeq and is a predicted model, not a curated record. Gene Ontology annotation, molecular function: protein binding. The transcript is spliced from 14 exons. The coding region runs from base 1090 to 4368 and encodes 1092 amino acids. NCBI's taxonomy places the organism in Eukaryota, Metazoa, Arthropoda, Insecta, Lepidoptera, Noctuidae. Gene Ontology annotation, cellular component: plasma membrane.